Molecule: messenger RNA, 3922 nt
Organism: Aspergillus alliaceus
Lineage: Eukaryota; Fungi; Ascomycota; Eurotiomycetes; Eurotiales; Aspergillaceae
Product: WW domain protein
Exons: 4
Coding region: 111-3680 (1189 amino acids)
Cellular component (GO): membrane
Molecular function (GO): protein binding
Source: RefSeq, a predicted model, not a curated record
GCACCGGUGGUCUCCUUUCCCCCGCAUCUCGACUCAGUCUAACGUUUUCCUCCAACUUGGGUGGGGAACAAACAAGCGUCUGACAUAGGCUAUCCUUACACCUAGCCAUAAUGAAUCCUAGCAAGAACCGUCAGGGCAAUCAUUCGGAGGAGUUGUUCAUUAAUACGGGACGAUCGCCGGCCGAAUCGCCUGCUGUUGGACCGUUACGAAUUAACAAGAGAGACACACCUUCACCUGCACCACAAGGUGCUUCUCGUCCAUACCCCGAUGACCGACCAAACCCUCAGAGAAUGCGCGGUUCAAGUACCAGCCGUUCAAGCCCCACGGUGGACGGUGGACGUACAGCCGGCUCACCUAUGCAUACAGAUAGCCUAUUCACAAUGCCAGCUACCACCGGCCCAUCCAAAUCGGACUAUCCUGCAGCUUUGCGGCCGCGUGAUGGUCGCGAGCCAAAACCUGCUACUCUAGCGGAGCGACGAGGCAAUGUCCCCAAGCCCCUGCCUGAGUCGCCCGCGGGUGACUCUCCGGAUAGAGAUGGGCUGCUUUCAACGCGAUACCAGCGAGCUCCUGUCCCUCCAGCUCCUGUAGGCGGCUCCCAGAUUGAUGGGGCUGUUCAUCCGAGUUACCGUCAACAGUAUUACCCACCUCCCCAGCUCGUAACCUCAUCAGGUCCUCUAGUGAGACCGUCAACGGCACAAAGCCAACAGCAUCCCAGCAGUGCAAUAAAUCGUAUCAGCUCAACAGCAUCAACGUCGACAACUCGUGCCCAGCGGGGCUCUCCUCCCCCCCCAGAAACCCCAAUCGGUGAACCAGGCCAACAGCCAGCAUCUGACAUCGAGGCCAGGUAUGCUGCUUCUGGAAUUGCUGGUACCUCAACUCUAGCAGGCUUGCAUUCGCAGAGCUCUGCCGCUCAAAGAAGAGCUGAGCAGUAUGCAAGCCAACAAACAAGCAAUCAGCCUCCAAUUCAGCGGCCAUGGACGCCGACGGAGCAGCCAGGGAGCCAACCCCAUGGGCCUCCAAUGGUAUAUCAAGGCGCAGAAGCUGUAUCCACGGAGAAUCCUCCGGCAAAUUCUUUUCCGCCUCAAUCUGCAUCGAAUUUAUCGCAAGCAGCGCAGCAUCCAAGAAUCCCAUCAAAUGCUCUAGAACAAGAUCUAGAGAGGAUGCGCAUAAGCUCUUCACCCCCUCCCGCGUACUCGAGUGUACCCGGCCCGGUCGCUUCCCAAGUAUAUCCUAAUGAAAAACAACGUCAGACAUCCCCGGGCCAUCCAGCUUCCUCAGCAGUGCAUCCCGCCACUAUGGCACCCAUGAACGCGGCCCCGACGUCUGCGGCACCCGAAGUUUCGGCUCAGAACCACCCAGCAUUCGCGAAUGACUUAAGGCAAGAACAGUCGUCGGAACAAAGUCUGCAGAAUACCAUGCAGCCUGGGGCCCCGAAUGGAUACCAACAGACAAUUCAAGAAACUCAAGUUACUGCGUUGCCCGCCACUUCGGGAAUACCACCGGCCUCUCCCCCACCACUUCCUGAAGGUUGGAUAGCCCAUAUGGACCCAAACUCAAGUCAGUACUAUUAUAUUCACCUUCCAACUCAGUCGACCCAGUGGGAAUUCCCCAAAGGACCAACGCCAUUGAACCUCAACGAGACUCCUUUGUCCCCAGUAGGGAGCGUAUAUAGCAGCCAUCCUCUGGCUUCGCCAGGAUUGUCAGCCUUUGUUAAGCCGCUGGCGUCCCCCGGGAUCCCUCUGACUCCUGGAUAUGAGAAUUUGCAGUCACCCGUCGUCGUAGGGUUUACCGGUCCUCCACCAAAUAGUGGUGUGGACUUAUACAAAACUGCUCCAACAAAUGGUGUUUAUUUUGGUCCGUACCUUCGCUAUAGCAAUAUGGACCUGGAGCGCGGUAUUUGGUUAGGCUCUAUUCUCUUAGUUACCGAUGCCGCGCAGCCCCCAACGAUCCAUCUCCAUCAGAGUGUUGAUCUGUCACCAAACCCGCACCAACUGAAAGCAUCCGCUAUCGCCACUCAUCAGCGGUGGACCUUCUACAAGUACGACAUUAGCUUACAGAUGGAAGAAUCCGGUCCUGCAAAAUGGACCUACGCAAUUACGUCGCAUCUAGGCUGCACGCGCUACGAGUUCUUGGUCGCUGGACGAUAUGAAACUAACUGGCGCUUUAUCACAACCUCAGGAAAUGACUUCUCCCUCAACGUAAACGCAAAUGAGCGAUCUCGUCUUGGAGGAGCGAGUUUUAUGUGGAAAGACAUUAUGCAGAAGCACAAUGAGAUCGGGGGAUUCCAUGCGCAACUGUGCUUAGGCGGACAAAUUUAUGCUGAUCGAAUGUGGAAGGAGAUCCCUUCGCUCAAGCAGUGGCUAGCAAUUCGCGGGAAGGAGGCCCGGAGAACCAUGCCUUGGACUGCCACACAUGAGGAUGACAUCUCCCAUGCGUACUUUCACUACUAUACUAGCCACUUCGACCAGCCUCACAUACGAGAAUCGUUCGCUCAAAUUCCCUAUAUUUGCCAAAUUGAUGAUCAUGACAUAUUUGAUGGUUUCGGGUCAUACCCCGAGCAUAUGCAGUUCUCGAACAUGUUCAAGAACAUUGGACGUGUAGGUAUGGAGAUGUACCUUCUCUUCCAACAUCAUACUACACUCGAAAUACUCCGUAACGUCAGUACUGAUAUAGACUUAUUCACCAUCACUGGUACCGGUUGGCAUUUCGUUAAAUUUCUUGGGCCGGCCGUUGUUGUCGUUGGCCUUGACUGUCGGUCGGAACGCAACCCUCACCAAGUCGUCGCUGGGCCUACAUAUCAGGGUAUCUUCCCUAAAGUCGCAAUGCUGCCUCCAUCUGUCCAGCAUUGUCUGUGGAUGAUAUCCGUACCCGUCAUUUACCCCCGUUUGGAGACUGCAGAACAUAUCGCGAACACUGUCGCAUCAGGUAAGCGAGCUGUUACAGGUGCAUACAAUGUCCUUGGCAAAGUUACGAGCUCCGUGGCGGGCGUGGUUGGCGCAAAGGAAGUGGUGGGCUCCGGGUUCGAUUCCGUCAAGCGAGCCGUGGGCAAGUCUGGCCUUAUGGGCGGCAUCUUGAGCCCGUUUGGGGAAUUCGACCUUAUGGACGAGCUCCGAGAUCAAUGGACUCAUGAGUCCAAGGAUCUUGAGCGAACAUACCUCAUUCGCACUCUCCAAGGCAUUGCACACCAGAAAUUCCUCCGUAUGACUUUCCUUUCUGGGUCUGUCAACGUGUGUGGUGCAGGACUAGUUCACGAUCCCGCCCACCCUUCGGACCAUAAGACCAUGUAUCAAAUUAUAUCGUCCGCUGUUGUGAACAACCCACCGCCUUCAUAUGUCAUCAAGCUCCUUCACAGUAGCAACAAGCCUCUAUAUGUUCCUGCUAAUGGGCAUCGCUCUACACCAUCGCAACCCACCGAUACAAAGGAAGACAUGAUGGAGAUCUUCCAAACCGACGUCAUGGGCCAGGCUCGCGAGCAUCGGAAGCUGAUGGGUCGUCGUAAUUACGCAGCCAUUGUUGCUUAUGACCCUGAAACGGUAAAUGUGAUGUAUGGCCAAGCUCCUGUGGGUCAUGGAGGAAGGCUGAAUCUUGCCGUUGAUUUUAUGGUUCAGGGCGACGGAUCCUAUGGGACGGUUGUCAAGUAUGGUCCGGUGAUUAUCCCGAGCUUAGGACAUGGGAAAUGAGUUGGAUUUUGGUAAGAAGUUUUCCAAUGGCUCGCUCUGUGAAUACCCGGUUUUCUCUCAUUCCAAUACUGCAUCACACAUAGAAUCUACACAUUGUUAUCAGGAAGAUCUAGCACACGGAGGUUGGUAGUUAUGAUUAUAUGGAUGCUAAACCCUCACUGCAGCUUAUUCUCGGCGUACAAAAGAGCAUCCUUGCGCCUCUGCCCAAAACUUCAAUCUCCUCACCUCCUCUGAACAUUCAU